This is a messenger RNA of Mandrillus leucophaeus (drill), 3718 nucleotides long. It is a transcript of the gene CBFA2T3, whose product is annotated as core-binding factor, runt domain, alpha subunit 2; translocated to, 3. Gene Ontology annotation, biological process: DNA-templated transcription; negative regulation of DNA-templated transcription. The coding region runs from base 386 to 2056 and encodes 556 amino acids. Lineage: Eukaryota; Metazoa; Chordata; Mammalia; Primates; Cercopithecidae. Gene Ontology annotation, cellular component: nucleus. Gene Ontology annotation, molecular function: transcription corepressor activity. The record is from RefSeq and is a predicted model, not a curated record. The transcript is spliced from 12 exons.
UGGCCCGAGGAAAGGCCGUGAAGGGCAGGGCCCCAGAUGGUUCCUGUCGGGGAAGUGGGGGGCACAGCUGCAGGCCUCCGGCCCAUUAUCACAGGGACACAGCUGGCUGCCUCACCCGCAGGCUGCAGAGACCUUCCCCAGCCUGCAGCCCCAGGCCCGCCCCGCAUCACAUGAGCCUGACGGCUCCCACCCCCUCCCCAGGGCUGAGGACACCCGGCCGGCGGCCAGGAGGGCCUGGGCUUUCCAGCGGCAGAGGCCCAACUCCAGGACGCCCCAGCUGGCCCAGCCCCUCCUGUUUCCCUCAAGGCUGCAGGAGGUCGGGAAAGGCAUUCCCAGAAGAGGCCUGUCCUGGGCCCCAGGUUGGCCCCUGAGGGUGGCCCUCCUCAUGCCGGCUUCGAGACUGAGGGACAGGGCAGCCGGUUCAGCCUCGGGAUCCACCCGUGGCUCCAUGUCCCAGCCGCACCCUGUGCUGGAGAGCGGCUUCCCGGCAUCUGCUGCCUGCUCAGCACCCCGGGGUCCCAGGAAGGGCGGCCCAGCCCCUGCGGACAGGAAGGCUAAGGCCUCAGCAAUGCCGGACUCCCCAGCGGAGGUGAAGACGCAGCCCCGGUCCACACCCCCCAGCAUGCCGCCCCCACCACCUGCCGCAUCCCAGGGGGCCACACGCCCCCCCUCCUUCACGCCACACACACAUCGAGAGGACGGGCCUGCGACGCUGCCCCACGGCCGUUUUCAUGGCUGCUUAAAAUGGUCUAUGGUCUGUCUCUUGAUGAACGGCAGCAGCCACUCGCCGACAGCCAUCAGCGGCGCACCGUCCACACCCAACGGCUUCAGCAAUGGCCCGGCCACCUCGUCCACGGCCUCCCUGUCCACGCAGCACCUGCCCCCGGCCUGCGGGGCCCGGCAGCUCAGCAAACUCAAGCGCUUCCUCACCGCCCUGCAGCAGUUUGGCAGCGACAUCUCCCCAGAGAUCGGGGAGCGCGUGCGCACGCUGGUGCUGGGCCUGGUGAACUCAACGCUGACGAUCGAGGAGUUUCAUUCCAAGCUUCAGGAGGCCACCAACUUCCCUCUGCGGCCGUUUGUCAUUCCCUUCCUGAAGGCAAACCUGCCCUUGCUGCAGCGGGAGCUCCUGCACUGUGCACGCCUGGCCAAGCAGACGCCCGCCCAGUACCUGGCCCAGCAUGAGCAGCUCCUGCUGGACGCCAGCGCCUCCUCCCCCAUCGACUCCUCAGAGCUGCUGCUGGAAGUCAAUGAGAACGGCAAGAGGAGGACGCCCGACAGGUACCUGUGGGCUCCGGGCAUCUGGGCUGGGGGCACUGUGGACACGCGGCUCACGCUGCUCCCCUCUCGUCCCCAGUGGGCACAGUCCAUGGUGGUGCCUGGGUCCCGGCAGGAAGAAGUGAUCGACCACAAGCUCACAGAGCGUGAGUGGGCAGAAGAGUGGAAGCACCUCAACAACCCCCGCAGCAGCUCCGCCGGCCCUGAAGGGUCUCAGCUAGACGUGCCCCGGGAGUUCCUGCCAAGGACCCUCACCGGCUACAUGCCCGAGGACAUCUGGAGGAAGGCUGAAGAGGCCGUGAACGAGGUGAAGCGGCAGGCCAUGUCGGAGCUGCAGAAAGCCGUGUCGGACGCAGAGCGCAAAGCGCAUGAGCUCAUCACCACGGAGCGUGCCAAGAUGGAGCGGGCCCUGGCCGAGGCGAAGCGGCAGGCCUCCGAGGACGCCCUGACGGUCGUCAACCAGCAGGAGGACUCCAGCGAGAGCUGCUGGAACUGUGGACGGAAAGCCAGUGAAACGUGCAGCGGCUGCAAUGCGGCACGCUACUGCGGGUCCUUCUGCCAGCAUCGGGACUGGGAGAAGCACCACCACGUGUGUGGCCAGAGCCUGCAGGGCCCUGCGGCCGUGGUGGCCGACCCGGUGCCUGGACCGCCCGAAGCUGCCCACAGCCUGGGCCCCUCCCUGCCUGUGGGUGCUGCCAGCCCCAGCGAAGCCGGCUCUGCGGGGCCUUCUCGCCCCGGCUCCCCCAGCCCGCCUGGCCCACUGGACGCCGUGCCCCGCUGACCCCACCAGCCCCCGGCCUGCUGGAUACAGCACCGUGCCAACCCCACCCAGCUCCAGGCCCGCCAGAUGCUGUGGCCUCUGACGCCCGGCCGGCCAGAUGCUGUGCCCUGCCUGGCCUGGGGAAGCCGACCAAUUAGAGUCACUGCUGCUACUGCCCCUCUCCAAAAGAAGACACAGAACCAACAAAACCGCAUUCAAUGCACCUGCCUCAGCUACCUAAUGAUUCUGCGCGGAGACCUCUUGACAACCUCUCUUCAAGCAUCCUCAGAAGCCUCAAUGAGCUUUAGACAGCAGAGCGGAUGCCGCGGGCGCGGCAGCUCUGCCCACCUCUCUCUCUUUUCCUCUCUCUCUGUCUCUCCCUCUCUGUCUUCUCUAUCCUCUCUCUCUCUCUCUAUGACUAUCACACACUUUCUCUUCAAUGAAAAAAUCUAAUUGGUGGCUUAUAUUUUCAGCAAAGAAUUUUGGGGGGUUUUGUUUGUUGGCAAAAGAGCUACUCAGAAAUGGACAAAGAAAACUCUGGGGGUUCUCCCCCUCCUGAUUAAAAAGGGAGAAAGAAAACUGUGAUUUUAUAGCCGGAGAUCUGAACCCAGCUGUGCCCCUCCCCCAGGGGCGUGAGGCUGAUUGGCGAAGACGGGAGGAAAGAUUUCAACUUCUGACUCAAGAAGCAUUUUUGGUUUCAGAUUUUUUUUUUCCUGUAAUGUUAAACUCUUUGGCUUUAAGUAAAAAUCCAAAAAGUUUUUUUAAAAAAGCAAAGGAAGCAUACUUGUGAACUACCUUGCUAGCUAGCCAGCCAAGGAUACCGGACACACCUCUGCUCCAAAGGAAAUCCAAAAAAGCAAACACAAGAAAUCAAAAUCCAAAAUUUGUCACUGCCAAAGUAUGUUUUUCACUGUUUUACUUGCCCUUGGGUUUGUUUGGAUGUGGGUCUUUUUCUCUUCUGUCCUGGUUUUGUUUGUGGGUGUCGGGAUAUUGGGGUGCAGAGGGUUGGUGCCCAGUGAGAAACGAGUUUUGUUCCCUUCCGCGUAGGCGUUGGUGCGUCCGCCGCGUGUGCGCGGUCUGUGUGCCGUCGCCGCGGCCUGCGUCUCCAUGUCUGUAGGGAAGGACACGCCGUCUGUCCUCACGCCCCCUGUGACUUUUCAUACUUCGUUUUUCCACUUGUGGAAAAAAAGUGCUAAAGUUUUCUUCCCAGAGAGAGCAUAAUUCCGAAACAAAACUGUGACAAUCUUUUGGGUUGAUUCUCGACUGCUUUUCAAGCACGCGGAGCCAGCAGGGCUCCCUGAAACACGGCUUCUCAGCCAGCCCGUCCUCCUCUACCUCUCUCCUCUCUGCGCCCUGCAACCUCUCUCGGCCCCAUCGCCCCAACCCCAGCGUCUCACUGCAGCUACUCCCCUUUCUUCCAAACUUUUGCAGAAAAACAAAACAAAAAAACUACAAACAAAAGCAGCCCUCUGCAUCCUCCCCAGGAAAGACCCUGACCAUGUACAUAGCCCUGGUGCUCCUGCCCUGCCACCCCUCAGAUGCGUUUGCCUCUGGCCCUGGGGUGUGUCUCGGUGACGUUUUCUAUCAGACAUGCUCCCUCCCACCUUCCAGCCCUGCCCAUCCUCCCUCCAUUCCUCUCAGCUCCCUCCGCGAUUUCAAGAAGGAAAUAAAGGGAUAAAGAAA